This is a messenger RNA of Solanum pennellii, 2830 nucleotides long. Its product is annotated as potassium transporter 2. Lineage: Eukaryota; Viridiplantae; Streptophyta; Magnoliopsida; Solanales; Solanaceae. The coding region runs from base 339 to 2711 and encodes 790 amino acids. Gene Ontology annotation, biological process: potassium ion transmembrane transport. Gene Ontology annotation, molecular function: potassium ion transmembrane transporter activity. The record is from RefSeq and is a predicted model, not a curated record. The transcript is spliced from 10 exons. Gene Ontology annotation, cellular component: plasma membrane.
UUAGUGUUUUGAUAUAUCACUGUGAGUAGUACUAUUAUCUUGGUGACCUGUAAAUUUUGUAGAUAUAUAUAGUAAGUAUUUGAGUAGAGUAGGGACUACCUACUUCUGGUCCUUACAAUCGCCUUAAUUUACGUGGGGCUCAAUUUUGGUGUGAUUGAUUUGAUAAUGUAACUGCCGUUGAUUCAUGUAAUCUCACACUUAUACGUUUACUUCUUCCUCCAACUCUGCUAAUCUAACCAUUUGUUGCACAAGAGUUUAUCAUAAAUUGUACUUCAAGUAAGUGUAUAUUAUCUCUUUGUUAGUAUCCAGCAAAUUAGUACUACAAGCCUUUGCGGAUAAUGGAUAUCGAUUAUGGCAAGUGUUGGGACACUUCAAAGAAGUCUUGGAAGAGUACACUGAUUCUGGCUUAUCAGAGUCUUGGGGUAGUGUAUGGUGAUCUCAGUAUUUCCCCUCUCUAUGUCUACAAGAGCACAUUUGCAGAAGACAUUCAUCAUUCCGAGACUAAUGAAGAGAUUUUUGGCGUUCUCUCUUUCGUUUUUUGGACUUUAACUCUAGUUCCUCUAUUCAAAUAUGUCUUUAUCGUGCUUCGAGCUGAUGACAAUGGAGAAGGUGGUACUUUUGCGCUCUAUUCCUUAAUAUGCAGGCAUGCCAAAGUUAGCCUUCUACCUAACAGACAAGUUGCUGAUGAAGCUCUUUCUACCUACAAACUUGAGCACCCUCCUGAGAUGAAGAACAGCUCAAAGUUGAAGUUGCUUCUUGAGAAGCACAAGUCCUUACACACUGCUCUGCUGAUUUUGGUGCUUCUUGGCACUUGUAUGGUGAUUGGAGAUGGGCUACUUACUCCAGCCAUUUCCGUAUUCUCUGCGGUCUCUGGUCUUGAGUUAUCGAUGUCUCGGGAGCAUCAUCAAUAUGCAGUGAUUCCAAUAACUUGCUUCAUAUUGAUCUGCCUAUUCGCAUUACAACAUUAUGGCACACAUCGAGUUGGUUUUUGUUUUGCACCAAUUGUGAUGACCUGGUUACUCUGCAUUAGUGCUCUUGGGUUAUACAACAUUAUCCACUGGAAUCCACAGGUUUACAAAGCUCUUUCCCCCUAUUACAUGGUAAAGUUCCUGAAGAAAACAAGAAAAGGUGGAUGGAUGUCUUUGGGUGGAAUUCUGCUCUGCAUAACUGGUUCUGAAGCAAUGUUUGCUGAUCUUGGGCAUUUCUCAUAUACUGCAAUUCAAAUUGCUUUCACCUUUCUGGUUUAUCCAGCACUAAUCUUGGCGUAUAUGGGUCAAGCAGCUUUCUUAUCAAAGCAUCACCACACCAUUCACAAGAUUGGUUUCUAUGUAUCAGUUCCAGAUGUUGUGAGAUGGCCAGUGCUAGUGAUAGCAAUUCUGGCCUCUGUUGUGGGAAGUCAGGCAAUCAUCAGCGGAACAUUCUCAAUUAUCAACCAGAGUCAAUCCCUUGGUUGUUUCCCAAGAGUCAAGGUUGUUCACACCAAUGCCAAGAUACAUGGCCAGAUAUACAUUCCUGAGAUCAAUUGGAUACUCAUGAUUCUUUGUGUUGCUGUGACUAUUGGUUUCAGAGACACAAAGCACAUGGGAAAUGCGUCAGGACUAGCAGUGAUGGCGGUGAUGCUAGUGACCACUUGCCUUACUUCAUUAGUUAUCAUCCUCUGCUGGAACAAGCCUCCAAUACUGGCCCUUGGAUUUCUCCUUGUGUUUGGGUCUAUUGAGUUACUCUACUUCUCAGCCUCCGUCAUCAAGUUUCUUGAAGGUGCUUGGCUUCCAAUCCUGCUUGCACUCUUUUUGGUUACUGUCAUGUUUGUUUGGCACUACGCCACAGUUAAAAAGUAUGAAUAUGAUCUCCACAAUAAGGUUUCGUUAGAAUGGCUGCUGGCUCUAGGUCCAAGCUUGGGUAUUACUCGAGUCCCUGGCAUCGGCCUCGUAUUCACUGAUUUGACUUCUGGGAUUCCAGCCAACUUCUCACGUUUUGUUACGAACCUCCCUGCCUACCACCGGAUACUUGUUUUCGUGUGUGUGAAAUCCGUGCCUGUCCCUUUUGUUCCCCCAGCUGAGAGAUACCUCGUAGGCCGUGUUGGACCUGCAGCUCAUCGUUCCUAUAGAUGCAUUGUCCGUUAUGGUUACCGUGAUGUUCACCAGGAUGUUGACUCCUUUGAAUCUGAACUUGUCAGUAGGCUGGCUGAUUUCAUCCGGUAUGAUUGGUACAAGGCACAUGGAAUGAUGGAGACAUGCAACGAGGAUGACUGCUCACGUUCUGGUGCAUCGUCAGGAGAAUGUAGACUGACGGUUAUAGGAACUCUAGAUUUGUCAGGCGCACCAGCUUUUGAAGUCGAAGAAACCAUGCAGCCUGCAAGCGUGUCUGUCGGUUUUCCUACAGUUGAAAGUGUAGCAGAUGUGAUAGAGAUGCAAGCAGUGGAAAGAAGGGUGAGAUUUGCGAUAGAUGACGAGUCGGAAGUGGAUUCAGGGGACGUGAUGGAUUGUCAGCUGCAGGAAGAGCUAGAAGAUUUAUACACAGCACAACAAGCAGGUACAGCAUUUGUACUAGGACAUUCACACGUGAAAGCAAAACAAGGAUCAUCUGUGUUGAAGAGGUUGGCUAUAAAUUAUGGUUAUAAUUUCCUUAGGAGGAAUUGCAGAGGUGCAGAUGUAUCCCUUAAAGUUCCUCCAGCAUCCCUUCUUGAAGUUGGCAUGGUCUACAUUGUUUAAUUAUAUAUAUAUCAUUUUUUUCACUUUACUUUACUCCUAUAGCUAUGUAUCUUAUUAGGACCUUCUUUAGUGAGGUAAAUAUAAUUAUUACUGAAGUUUAUCAUAUGGUUUUUCUCUUA